AUAGGACCUUUCGUAAGGGUCAAUGACACCAGUGUUAAGUGAUUCAUACAAAAUUACCCUCCUGUUGUAAAAAAAACCAAACUUCCUCAUUAGAUGGUAUGAUGGAGAAGUGCAAUGCAUUUAGGGUGGAUAACCUGAGCUAAGAAAGCUUUAUAAGGCAGGGGUUUUCAGUCCCCGAACCUACCAAGCCAAACCACAAACACCCUCCUCUGCAAGCCUCCUUCCUGUGCCACAGACUACAGCAUGGCUUUCUCCGGCAAAUAUGAAGUGGAAAGUGAGGAAAACUAUGAGAAUUUUAUGAAGCGCAUGGGUUUUCCUGCCGACAUAAUUGAAAAAGGGAAAAAUUUCAAGAUUGUUACUGAAGUGGUACAGAAUGGAGAUGAAUUCACCUGGUCCCAGAUUUACCCAAGCGGGCAUUCCAUGACUAAUAAGUUUGUUAUUGGCAAGGAAUCUGAAAUGGAGACAAUGGGUGGUAAAAAAUUCAAGACAACUGUUAAAAUGGAAGGUGGAAAAGUGGUUGCUGACUUCCCUAAUUAUCAUCAUACUGCAGAGAUUGCUGGGGGCAAACUAGUUGAGAUUUCUACAAUUGGCGAUGAAACUUUCAAAAGAAUCAGCAAGAGACUGGUCUAAGAAGCCGUUGGAGGAGGAAUAAUUGUGGCCUUACUGAUACUUGAAAAGUGAGCAAUAAAAAACCCCA
Molecule: messenger RNA, 697 nt
Organism: Podarcis muralis (Common wall lizard)
Lineage: Eukaryota; Metazoa; Chordata; Lepidosauria; Squamata; Lacertidae
Gene: FABP6
Product: fatty acid binding protein 6
Molecular function (GO): lipid binding
Source: RefSeq, a predicted model, not a curated record